AUGUCCAUACCCCCAGGCGCGCCCCAACCAUCAUAUAUUCUCCGCGGACACGCAACGCCAAUACAUGUAGCGAAGUUUAUACGGGGAAAUACGAGAUUGAUCACGGGAGAUGCGGAGGGCUGGGUGGUGUUGUGGAGUUUGGAGACGAGGAGGGGGGUGGCGGUUUGGAGGGCUCAUGGGGGGGUUUUGCUUGGGGUGGGGGAGUGGGGGGAGAGGGGGGAGGGGAUUGUUACGCAUGGAAAAGAUAACAAACUUAUCAUAUGGAAACUUCCUCCAUCAGAAGAAGACUCGAUGAGUAAAAUUCUUCCAGUCGAUACUGUGUCGGAAGAGAGAAGAAAACCCUGGAUAUUACAUAUUUUAGAUGUCAACACGAUGAAUUUCUGUGCGUUCGCCAUGUGUCCUAUAGUUACGGAAGUAAACCCGGCGGAGCAUGAGGAGAGGGGAAAAGAUGACGAAGCUCAACUGGGGAUGGAAUGGGAAGGGGAAAGUGAAGAACAAUUAUUAAUCGCCGUUCCAAAUAUAUUGACUUCUGAAUCCAUCGAUAUCUUCCAUAUCCCGACUCUCCACCGUAUACACAAUAUUCCUUCGCCUGGCCCAGAUAAACCUGGCAUGAUAAUGUCUCUCUCGCUCUUUUUCCACCCUAUCACCAAAUGCCUAACCGUUAUAUCAGGUUAUGAAGAUGGCUCAGUUUCAGUUUUUGCUCUUUCUUCCCCUUCCACUCGAACCCCAUCUUCCCCAGAACAAUGGAACACCAUAUACCAAUCAAAAUCCCACAUCCAACCCAUUCUCUCCCUGUCCGUUGAUCCGGGUCGUGAUCGUAAAUUCUUCAUCACUAGUGGUGCCGAUGAUCGAAUUAUCAAAUAUCUGAUUCCCGCAACUACAACUCCUUUCUCCCCUUCAAAAUCAACCUCUAAAUCAACAACAAUAAGCUCUACCAAAUACGAACCCAAAAUCCUCAAAUCCGCACACGCAGGACAACAAGGUAUAGAGAUUCGAAACGAUGGGAAAAUCGCCGUGACAGCUGGAUGGGAUGGAAGAGCAAGGGUAUAUGAAGUUACGAAGAUGAGGGAAUUAGCGGUGUUGAAGUGGCAUAAGGAGGGGUGUUUUGCGGUGGCUGUUGCGGAUGUUUUGGAUAGGGAUAGAGAUGAGGAUAAGGAUGGGCGAAGUAGUGUAGAUGGGAAAGGGAGGGAAUUGGUGGGGGGAAUUGGAUAUUUGGAUGUUAAGGGGAAGAGAUUGAGGAAGGCGAGGGAAACUCAUUGGGUUGCUGUGGGGGGGAAGGAUGGGAAGCAUCCAAUCAGCAUCAAUAUUACCCAACUCAACCGCCCUCCCAUUAGUGAGAGUAUUCAUCGCACUCUCGGCAAUAUUGAAUCCCAAGUGCCACAAUUGGGGGAGUUCCAGCCGGCGAUCGUGGAUGCGCCCGCCGAUGCGCGCGAAUGUGGGGAGAUCCCCUUGGACUUUGUAUUGCGGGAAGCGGGUUUCCAGACCGUUGGGUCCGUUGGAGCAGGCGACUAG
Messenger RNA from Sclerotinia sclerotiorum 1980 UF-70, 1512 nucleotides. RefSeq lists its product as hypothetical. Gene Ontology annotation, molecular function: protein binding. The record is from RefSeq and is a predicted model, not a curated record. The transcript is spliced from 5 exons. Bases 1 to 1512 code for a protein of 503 amino acids. NCBI's taxonomy places the organism in Eukaryota, Fungi, Ascomycota, Leotiomycetes, Helotiales, Sclerotiniaceae.